ACGCAACCCCAUGUUACGAUGCCUCGGAGUACACGAGUCUCUAAUAAAAAUACCACCCCGAAAGUCUAUGAAUCUAAAAAAGUACCAAAGCAACAGCGUUUCCCACACAAGCGGAAGAUAGUGCGGAGGCCGGACAGCAAUGAUGUCAGCGAGAAAGCGCAAACGAAAUUGACCCCGGGGAAAUUAAAAAGGACGGCCACGGUUGGAGAUUCAGAAGAUGAUGAGGACACUAUGGAAAUCGAGGAAGAUCUGGGUGUUUCUGAUGGUGUGGAAACUGAAGGGAAAACGCCACCCGCUGUCGCUCUGAAGAGUGAAUCAUCAGCAACGAAGGGAAGGAAGCGCACCAGCGAUGCCUUGCUACAUGACAUCCGAAAAGAAGAAGCGCCAGUACAGCGAAUAUCUAAACGUAGCAAAAAGUCCACUGCACACAGCAAAACCCCAUCCGCAACUCGGGUUAGUCUCGAAACCGAACUCAGUGCAACCCACGAAGACAACACCGCCUCGCCGUCUGAAUCCGAGAUGGCAAAAGACACAAAACAGAGACGAAGGAGGCAAUCUACAAUGACACAAAUGUUAGACGGCCGAAAACCCGCUCUUGACACACCGGAGCCGGAAUACAAGCGUGUGAGAAGUGGUUCACGAAGGAUUUCGAGUGGCAAAAAGACUGCUAAGGGUGAUCAGAAGCAGCGGACACUCACACAAAUGGUGCCUGGACUUGGAUCUUUCAACCAAGCAACAUCCGAUGAGGAUAUUGAAAGUGAUGCAGAUAAUGAGAUGGACGAACCUUUGCAUAAUGAUGCGCUGGCGCAGCGAUUAGCGAGACAUGCGGGCGAUGGGAUCAAGUCGGAAUCGAUUAGCCCUGUGGCAGCUUCAGGGCGUAGGAAAGGCGUGCGCGUAAAACCCGUUGCGUCUCCACGUCUUCAAGACGAUGCGUUGCUUAACGGCAAGGAGUCACAGUACGAAAGCCUUCUUGUUGUGAGAUCUGGUGACGACGACACGGAAGACGAGUACCAGCCUACACAAUUCAUCGCAUCCCCGAGUUUGAAGCGUACACGAGCCUCCCGACGCAGUACAACAUUGCAACUGCCAACACCCGCACCAACCGAGAAACGUAACAGGCCGCGAUUCGGUCUACUCUCUACUCCCGAAAAGCGUCGUAUUCGUGAGAUUCCCUCAUCUCAAUCCCCGGCUGAGUCGUUACUAUCAACUCAAAACACCCUACAAAAAUUCAAUAGUUCGCCUCUGAAGCUACGUUCCAAUAAUGCACUGAGCCGCAUAGAAACGCCAUCGAAACGCAAACAGGUCACUUUCCAAGUACUAGAUGAGAAUGCAGUACCGCCACGGCCCAAGCUUCACAAAUUUGCGAGUACGAUUCCAGACUCUGAGGACGAGGAUGAGGAACUUAUCGAAAGUGACUUCGACCAGGGAACUAGUGAUUUUGGCGUUGGGACGCAACCCUCAUUUACAAGGCCGAGAAGCCCUGCUGCAGGCAUGGCUGUGGGUGCUGAAACCCAAGCGAUGCUUAGAUCCAUCGACGAAGCUUGUAUGAAUAUACAGACUACGCAAACGCCGAGGGAGUCAUCAAGAGAAACCGAAGAACGUGCGAUGAGAGUUGAUUCAUCCUUUGAGCUAGGGAUAGCAGAGAGUAUGAGUCCCAAAUCGCAUGGGGAGAACGUAGACCCAGACAUACCUCCGUCUUCCCAGCCGACGACUUCACAUAUAGGGAUCAAUCAUGAACCACCUGAUCUAGCCAACUUGGCUGCUUGUUCUCCUGCCUCGGAACACGAAAAUCGCAGAGUGUUGCAAGAUACGUAUCCUUCAUCUCCAAUGGCGUUCAUAGCAGUAUCAUCGGAUGAAGACGGGGAAGAGCCCUCCUUAACGCCAUCCAUAAAUACCAAGCCAAAUAAACGAAAACGCAGCUCUUCGCCGCUCGACAGAUCAGAUCAAGCUCCCACAAGCUCUCGUAAUGACGUACUGACCUCGUCCAGUACAUUGCAGCCUAGUACAAACCCUAAAGAAGUUACACGGGGCAACGAAGCGGGAGCUGGAGGAGAUGAAGAAGAAUCCCAAAUUUCCAACCUCCUUUCGGCAGCCGCCGAACAGCAGCUUCAUUCCGAAUACGCAACUUACUCGCAGUUCCGACCCCCAGGACCCCCAGCGUCCAGCAUGCAAGUGGCUCACGACACACUCUUUACAUACCAAGAAACACCUCGACCUCCGCGCACCGAGCGAACACCACAUCAGCACUCCAGCAACCCCAACCUCCACAGUGACAUUAGCCAAGCCACAACCAUAGACGAAGAAACGCAAACGCAAACACCCACUAGAGCCCGAGACCCCCCUACGGCCAUAACUGACGCAGCCGCUGUCAUCAUCCGUUCCACGCCCCCACCCCCAGAAGACCACACUGCCCCCGCUGCCGACGAUCUCCCCCUACCGCUUUCAGGACCCAGCACUCCAAAACCAGCCCCUAUGAUCAAAGAUGAACAGCAGCAGCAUCAAGAAAAUCUUCUUGCCAUCUUUUCAUCCUCCCCAACACGUCCCCCUCCCCUCGUCAUCCCAAGUUCUUUCCCCACCCCCAGUAAAGUCCUCACGCAAUAUCAACACUUCUCCUCUUCACCACCUCUGCCGCAAGACCAAGACGACGCUGAUAAUGAUAAUGAAGCGUGGACGUAUAACGGACACGCAAAUACCGAGAAUGAGAACAACAGUAGUCUAAUCUUGACACGCGGCGAUGGCGUGGGUGCCAGUGGGGCUGGGAAGGGGUAUACUCAGUGGUUAGCUGUCAUGGAGAAAGAUGAAGAUUGCAACGAGGAAAAUGAGGCGGAGCUGGAGAGUGAUUCGGAGAGCUGGAAGAAUUUUAGCAUCCCGGCUGGGCCGCCAGUGGAGCAUCUGUAA
Periconia digitata is the source of this 2898-nucleotide messenger RNA. The record is from the annotation of a GenBank genome assembly. NCBI's taxonomy places the organism in Eukaryota, Fungi, Ascomycota, Dothideomycetes, Pleosporales, Periconiaceae.